CAAAUAUUGACUGGAGGCCGGGAGUCGAAUCAGUUCAGCGGAUUCUAACCUUCGGGCUCCAGCUGUGUUUCCAAAAAGGGCUUCCCCUGCCAGGACUUUUAUUUUUUAUUUUUUAUUUUUUUAUUAAAUGUGUGUGUGAGGAUUUGUGUGUAUGAAACAUGGUGCGUCUGCCUCUGAUUCUGGGGCUCCUGCUCCUCCACCAGGGCCUCUGCUUUGAGUUUGUGAUAGACGGAGAGUGGGAGGACGAGAGGUCGGGUAUGCGGGAUCACCGGGAGCGACACAAGAGAGCCAUAUUGACCAGCGAGGAGGAGGAAGACUUCGAGGCCAUCCGUGGAGAAGACAUCACCGUCCGGAGCUACAAGAUGGAGAGUCGCAUCACGUCCCGCUUCGCCCACACCACCGUCCGGAGCGCGGUGGUCAACUCGGGCUCCAAGGCCCAGAGCAUCGGCUUCAACGUCCAGAUCCCCAAACGAGCUUUCAUCACCAACUUCACCAUGAACGUGAACGGGAUAACGUUCAUGGGCUCGGUGAAGGAGAAGACGGUGGCCAGGAACCUGUACGCGCAGGCUAGGGCCAAGGGCAAGGCCGCGGGCAUCGUCAGGACUAAUUCUCAGGACAUGGAGACCUUCAAAACAGAGGUCCACGUUCCUCCUGGCAGCAACAUCGAGUUCGAGCUGCACUACCAGGAGAUGAUGCAAAGGAGGCUGGGCUUCUACGAGCAUUCGCUGUACCUGCAGCCCGGGAGGCUGGUGCCACAGUUCCAGGUGGACGUCUACAUCUACGAGCCGAAUGGAAUCGCCAAGGUGGAAGCGCCAAACAACCUCGGAGCGCAGUUUGACGAACUGAUUAAAGUGACAUCCACCAAAGACAAGGCUCAUAUCGUCUUCAAGCCUAGUUUGCAGCAGCAGAGAAAGUGUGAGAACUGCACAGGCAGCGCUAUCGACGGCGUCUUUGUUGUCAAAUACGACGUGAACAGAGACAGCAAUGCAGGGGAACUGCAGGUUUCAGACGGUCACUUUGUUUAUUUUUUCGCUCCAACAAACCUCUCCCCUCUCCCUAAAAACAUCGUGUUUGUCAUCGACGUCAGCGGCUCCAUGUGGGGGGUCAAGAUGAAGCAAACGGUGGAGGCCAUGCAGGCCAUCUUGGAUGACCUGACCAUCGACGACCACUUCAGCAUCAUAGACUUCAACCACAACGUGCGCUGCUGGAGCGAGGACCUCGUCCCCGGAUCGUCUAUUCAGGUCGCGGAUGCAAAGAAAUACAUCCAGAGCAUCAAACCCAACGGAGGCACCAACAUCAACGAGGCUCUGAUGAGAGCAAUCCACAUACUCAUCAAGGCGUCCAAUCAGGGGCUCAUCGACUCCCGCUCCGUCUCCAUGAUUAUCCUGGUGUCUGAUGGAGACCCCACCGUUGGAGAGAUUAAGCUCAGCACCAUCCAGAAGAAUGUGAAGCGAGUGAUGAGGGAGGAGUUUUCUCUCUUCUCUCUUGGCAUCGGAUUUGACGUGGACUAUGACUUCCUGGAGCGCAUCGCGAUGGAGAACAGGGGCAUGGCUCAGAGGAUCUACGCUAACCACGACGCAGCAGAGCAGCUACGGUCGUUCUACAGCCAGGUUUCCUCUCCUCUGCUGAGGAGAAUCUCUGUCCUGUUCCCGGAGGACUCUGUGUCCGACGUCACCCAGAACCGCUUUGACAAAUACUUUGGCGGCUCGGAGCUGGUGGUGGCCGGGAAGGUGCUGCCAUCCGACAUCAGCACACUGACCGGCUUCACCACUGCAUCUGCUGCCCGUAUGGACCUCACUUUGGAGGCGGAUACAGACACCACAUUGCUGGACACGGAGCUGGCCAAACUGCAGCACGCGUUCACCGGCUUUGCCAAACAGCUGUGGGCAUACCUCACCAUCAAACAGCUGAUCAGUGACAGGUCUCUGGCAACAACAGCUGCCAAAAAGAGACGCAUCACCCAGCGGAUCAUGUCUCUGGCUGUAGAGCAUCAGUUUGUCACUCCGCUCACCGCUCUGCUGGUGGAGAGCGAGGACGCCCAAGAGAGGCUGCUGGCCGACUCGCCGAGGGACCCAAGACAUGGCUGCUGCUCAGGAACUGGAAGUGGACCCUUGGCUCCGAUACAGGUCGUCUACCAGCCUCCACCUUGGGUCCAGAUAGCCACCCCGGCCCCACCGAGUCAAGUUGACAAGGGUCCACAGGAUGAGUUGGUGCCUCCAAAGGUCACCUUAGUGGAUAAUGACCCUCACUUCAUCAUCCACCUGCCCAGAAGUGACAUGGACGUCUGCUUCAACAUCGACUCCAAACCGGGUCAUAUUCUCAACCUGGUGUCUGACCCUGGGACAGGCUUGGUGGUGAACGGCCAGCUCAUCGGCUCCAAACGAGUGCACAAAAACAAACUCAACACCUACUUCGGCAUCAUCUCCAUCUACUACCAGCCGGAAGGAGUCAGCGUGAAAAUCAACAACGACAGCAUCAGCAUGACAGACGGCAUGAACAACCACUCCUUCACCUGGAUGGCCACGGCCAAUAUCUCACAGGACGGGGUGAGGAUUUCCAUCGUCAAGGACUCUCAUGUCACCAUCACAAUAAAUAAUAACAUCCAGGUGAUGGUGUUGCUUCACCGUGCGUGGAAGAAAAAUCCCGUCAGUGUGGACUUCCUCGGCAUUUACAUUCCCAACGAGAACCAGUACUCGCCACUGGUCCAUGGACUCAUAGGGCAGUUUUCUAACGAGCCGGACGUGAACGUGUACAACAUCCACCAAGGAGCCGAUCCACUGAAGAAGGAGGCCACCAUGGAGGUGAAGGGCAACAAGCUGCUUGUCACCAGGGGCUGGCAGAAAGACUACCGGCGCGAUAAGAAACGCGGCUCCGACGUCUACUGCUGGUUUGUUCACAACAGCGGGAAGGGCUUCAUCGACGGCCACUACACCGACUACAUCGUCCGCGACCUGAACAGCUUCCUGCACGAGCCCUGAUCGGUCGGACUCGUGCGUUCCACUUCCGUAUGCUGCUGCUGUUAAAACCAUUAGAGAGAAAACUAGGACGGUUUUAAAAAGAGGAAGACAACAUGCAGCUGUUUUUUGUUGUUGUUUGUUUUUAGAGUUUCUUUUCUUUAAAAAAAAAAAAAAAACGUAUUUUCCACAGAACACCAAUUUUUUUCAAAUUUAUUUGGACAAAAUGUACAUCUGCAAUAUUGGAUACAAAAUAAAAAGAAAAAAUCAUCGA
Messenger RNA from Mugil cephalus (flathead mullet), 3228 nucleotides. RefSeq names its product inter-alpha-trypsin inhibitor heavy chain 2 (gene itih2). Gene Ontology annotation, biological process: hyaluronan metabolic process. The coding region runs from base 159 to 2978 and encodes 939 amino acids. The record is from RefSeq and is a predicted model, not a curated record. NCBI's taxonomy places the organism in Eukaryota, Metazoa, Chordata, Actinopteri, Mugiliformes, Mugilidae. The transcript is spliced from 21 exons. Gene Ontology annotation, molecular function: serine-type endopeptidase inhibitor activity.